Thlaspi arvense is the source of this 1575-nucleotide messenger RNA. Lineage: Eukaryota; Viridiplantae; Streptophyta; Magnoliopsida; Brassicales; Brassicaceae. The record is from the annotation of a GenBank genome assembly.
AUGGCUCAAGCCUUGGCUCCACCACUAACAGUGAUCACCACCGUCGUCCCAGACCCGCCGCAGCCUCCACCACCACCGCAGCAAAGGCCGUAUGCUCUGCAAUACGUGACGGAUCUUCUUGGCCGGAUCGGUAUCAAAGACACAGACAAAGAUGGCAACAUUAGCCCACAGAGUCCGAUGAGCCCUAGGAGCCCUCGAAACUCUAUUCUCAUGGGGAAGUACGAGCUAGGGAAGCUUCUCGGCCACGGAACCUUUGCUAAGGUCUAUUUAGCCCAAAACAUCAAAUCAGGAGAAAACGUCGCCAUUAAAGUCAUCGACAAGGAGAAGAUUAUGAAGAGCGGUUUGGUUUCUCACAUUAAACGGGAGAUCUCGAUCCUCCGCCGCGUCCGUCACCCUUACAUCGUGCAUCUAUUCGAGGUUAUGGCGACCAAGACGAAGAUUUACUUCGUGAUGGAGUACGUUCGAGGCGGUGAGUUAUUCAACACGGUGGCUAAAGGGCGUUUGCCGGAGGAAACAGCUCGGAAAUAUUUCCAGCAGCUGAUCUCCUCUGUCUCGUUCUGCCACGGACGCGGCGUUUACCACCGCGACCUCAAACCGGAGAAUCUGCUUUUAGACGAUAAAGGGAACCUUAAAGUCUCCGACUUUGGUCUCAGCGCGGUGGCAGAGCAGCUCCGGCAGGACGGGCUCUGCCACACGUUCUGCGGGACUCCAGCUUAUCUUGCGCCGGAGGUUUUGACUCGGAAAGGGUACGACGCAGCGAAAGCCGAUGUUUGGUCUUGUGGAGUGAUCCUAUUCGUGUUGAUGGCUGGUUACAUUCCGUUUUACGACAAGAACAUUAUGGCCAUGUACAAGAAGAUUUACAAAGGGGAGUUUCGAUGUCCUCGUUGGUUUUCGUCGGAUCUUGUUCGGCUACUGACUCGGCUUCUCGACACGAAUCCGGAUACUCGGAUCACGAUACCGGAGAUCAUGAAGAAUAGAUGGUUCAAGAAAGGAUUCAAACAUGUGAAAUUCUACAUCGAAGACGAUAAGUUAUGUAGGGAAGAUACGGAUGAGGAGGAAGAGUCGUGUUCAUCGGGUCGGUCUUCGACGGUUUCAGAGGGCGACGCGGAGUUCGAUGUGAGGCGGGUCGGGUCAAUGCCGAGACCCAUGAGCUUAAACGCGUUUGACAUUAUAUCUUUCUCUUCCGGGUUUGAUCUGUCUGGUUUGUUUGAGGAAGGAGGAGAAGGGACGAGGUUUCUGUCAGGUGCUCCUGUUUCAAAGAUCAUAUCGAAACUGGAGGAGAUUGCGAAGGUUGUGAGUUUCACGGUGAGGAAGAAGGAAUGGAGUUUGAGGUUAGAAGGCUGUAGAGAAGGAGCAAACGGACCAUUGACAAUUGGAGCUGAGAUAUUCGAGCUGACGCCAUCUCUUGUGGUGGUGGAGGUGAAGAAGAAAGGAGGAAACAGAGAAGAGUAUGAAGAGUUCUGCAACAAGGAACUCAGACCGGAGCUAGAGAAACUAAUGCACGAAAAAGCAGCAGAAGAAGAAGAAGUUGUAGUAGAAGAAGAAGCAUUGUAUUUGCCAUCUGAUACUGAAUAG